This is a messenger RNA of Coregonus sp. 'balchen', 12914 nucleotides long. Lineage: Eukaryota; Metazoa; Chordata; Actinopteri; Salmoniformes; Salmonidae. The record is from the annotation of a GenBank genome assembly.
UCUCCACCGCAAAAUGACGCACGGAGGGACUCUCCAGAAAAGCGGAUUGAGGAGACGAAACCUGUCCCGUCAGCGGAUUUGAACUGCACGAGGACUCAGAUUUCCACAGGGAAAAUAAAGUUUAUUCCAUUAUUUAUAUGUUUAUUAUUAUAAUUUAGCCUUAAGAAGCCCCGAACCCUGUAACCCAUCACAAUGGGUAUCUCAGAAGUACUUAACAAACUUCGAGAUCGCGCAGAUAAAUUUCUAAAUGAGAAAAACAUAGUGACAGAUUUCCUUGGGAAACUGGAGGAGAAAACCGGGAUCAAGAGAAAAAUUAUUGCCGUAGGUAUGUAAUUUUUGUGUAGGCUAUUUGGAGGACACAUUUGUUGCCAUGUUAAUUUGAUGUGCAUGAAUAGAUACCCUGGAUACCUAAAUCGAAAUAACAUGUCUUAUUAUGUCAGUGAUGGAAACCUGUAGGCUAUUAAUUCAUAGGAAGCCUGUGUUUGUCGAAUGCGCAGCACACUUCGGUUAAUUCUUGCUGUGAACACGAACUGCAGCUAAUGGAAGUCCUAUAAAUAGCUUACGCUAUGGCGCACAAUUUGGUAUUCACCAACAGGUGUGUUUCUUUAGACGCACACUCUUCAGACUAACCUCUACCUACACUGUAAUUAUAAAUUAUUAAUAUUAGACCUACCUAAUACUAUUGUAAUGAAACAAGCAGGGAGAUUACUUUCAUGAGAUUUUUAGGAAUAUCAAUAUUUUAAUGGUGCAGUAUUAUAAUUGAAAGGACUACUGCUAUCACUGUAUGUAAACAAAAAUAACCAAACUUCCUUCAGAUACUUCACUGUCACAAAUCCUACCACAGUGCCAUGUCUUGGUAGUUUCAGACUGUCCAUUAUGUUGAAUGAUUCAUUGUCACCCUCCAGAGGACUUUGGCAAGGCAUGAGACAGGAGUGCAUUCAUGCCAGUGGGUGGCACUUAUACAGAUCUAUGUCACAUGUUGAUAUUAGCCCUAGACAGCACCACCAUAGAGAGCCAUGUGCUCUUGUGCCAUGGGUUCAGUUGUGAUGAUGUAGUUACCGGUGACCAAUGGCACCCACAUACUACCAUUAACCCACAAUUGCUUCCAGCAAAUUCGCAAUACUGUUUUAUUCAACAAGGAAUGAAUAGCUGCAAGCAUGCGCAAGACUAGAGACGUGUCUCUGGGUAUAGAGAUGAACAAGGAAUCGACAAAGCCAUAGAACAACUGUAGCCACCUGUAGACCUAAAUAUGAGAGUAGGCCAAUGUAAGUAUAUCAUCACUGGCAAACACAGCCUUUUGUAGAUUGGACUAUUCUCAAGUUAUAAUUUCUUCAAUGUUUUUUCUGCAGCUGUUACAAGGCAUUCUCUCUCUUAUACUAUUUCUCUCUCUCUCGCUGUCUCUGUCUUUGUCUCUGUCGCUCUCUCUCUCGCUCUCUUUAUGGCCCCAGAAUUAUGAAAACAGUUAUGCAUUGCUACCAAGACAGUUAUGCAUUUUGCAUGACAUUCCACAGUUCUGUAAAUCCUUUACUAUCAGUCAAUAGCAGCAUUUGAGACUCCUUUCAUAAUUUCACUAAGACUAAUUACAUUCUCAUGAAGUAGCAGUGAACUGCUUGAUUAGGAUCUUUGUGCAGUAUAAUGCUUGACCACUCGUUGUGUCUCUUGUGUUAUCAACAGGUGCAGUGUCUCUGACGGGACUGUAUUUGGUAUAUGGCUAUGGCGCCUCCCUCCUCUGUAACAUGAUUGGAUUUGUGUAUCCUGCAUAUUACUCGUAAGAACAGUAGCAAACUAGCUUUAAAGUUAAAUGUUUAAGCCAGAGCGUUUAUGUGUUGCCAUUUUAUGUUAUGUAGUACCUUGCCUCAAGUAGGGCUAUGUCAUGUUGGUUACUAUUUCCACUCUUCCAUGUAGAAUCAAAGCCAUCGAGAGCACAAACAAAGAAGAUGACACAAAAUGGCUGACCUAUUGGGUGGUCUACGGAAUCUUCAGUUUGGGGGAAUUCUUCUCUGACAUCUUCCUCUACUGGUUUCCUUUCUACUAUGCUUUCAAGGUAAGGCGAGAAUCAGAUGUGUAUCACACAGACAGACUAUCUGUGUGCCUUAUAUUCUAAGCAAACUGAAAACGGCUUCAACUCACUCAUUGUGACCAACCACUGACCUUACAGUUACAAUAUAAUUCAAGAUCACUAUAGGCUACGGAAUAUAGCAGCAUAUAACACAUUAAUAAGCAAUUAACAAGCCAUUAUAAGCUUGCUAUAAAUAAACAUUAAUAAGUUCCUGUCAAUAAAGUCUCAGUAUACCUGUGAUCAAACACCUGUAUUUAUGCUUUAUUAGGCUCAUGGAGGUGUCACGCUUUGCUUAUGUGGUUACUACAAUAUGUGUUGCCCUUCAACUGAUGUUCCUGUUUUUUUCCCUCUCUCUUUGCCAGUGCCUGUUCUUGUUGUGGUGCAUGGCCCCUGUUACAUGGAAUGGCUCUCAGAUCCUGUACAACCGGGUGGUGCGGCCCUUCUUCCUCAAGCACGAGGCCACCGUGGACAGCAUGGUCAAUGACCUCAGCGGGAAGGCCAUGAACGCAGCUGAGUCCGUCACCAGAGAAGGUACAGAGGCCCCUGACGGCCCAGUCCAGAAACAGCAAGCUCCUACCCACAAUGCAUUUCAUGUACACCUUAAAGUUAAGUAUUAGCUUAUUUUCGACUUCCCUAGGGUGUUGUCGUUUCCUCCAAACAAAAUCUCCUUGUAAGCCUGUUCGGAGAAUGUAGCAAUGCUAGUGGAAACGGAUUGUAUCAUUUUGCGGUCAGUACAUUCAAAAGCAUGCCCAACAAAUAUUGUACCUGAUUUAGUUACAUAGCUAAUUUCCCUCUGCAGUCCCUAAAUAGCUUGAUAUUUCACAGUAUAAAUCCUAUUAGAGAGCUACGUGUAACACUGCACCCAUAUAGAUGCGGUAACGAGGUCAAUGGAACGCAGGCCGUGGGGGAUAGAAUAAGGAUGCGGGAUUGGCGCAGAUUCAACAAAUCUGAUCUAACAAAGUGGAUAUUGGUUAAAUCCGUCAUGAUUGAUGUAUUGUAACAGGCCCACAAUGUGGUUACUAAAGUUCGAUUAGGAUAUACAGUGGGGAAAAAAAGUAUUUAGUCAGCCACCAAUUGUGCAAGUUCUCCCACUUAAAAAAAUGAGAGAGGCCUGUAAUUUUCAUCAUAGGUACCCGUCAACUACGACAGACAAAAUGAGAAUUUUUUUCUCCAGAAAAUCACAUUGUAGGAUUUUUAAUGAAUUUAUUUGCAAAUUAUGGUGGAAAAUAAGUAUUUGGUCAAUAACAAAAGUUUCUCAAUACUUUGUUAUAUACCCUUUGUUGGCAAUGACACAGGUCAAACGUUUUCUGUAAGUCUUCACAAGGUUUUCACACACUGUUGCUGGUAUUUUGGCCCAUUCCUCCAUGCAGAUCACCUCUAGAGCAGUGAUGUUUUGGGGCUGUCGCUGGGCAACACAGACUUUCAACUCCCUCCAAAGAUUUUCUAUGGGGUUGAGAUCUGGAGACUGGCUAGGCCACUCCAGGACCUUGAAAUGCUUCUUACGAAGCCACUCCUUCGUUGCCCGGGCGGUGUGUUUGGGAUCAUUGUCAUGCUGAAAGACCCAGCCACGUUUCAUCUUCAAUGCCCUUGCUGAUGGAAGGAGGUUUUCACUCAAAAUAUCACGAUACAUGGCCCCAUUCAUUCUUUCCUUUACACGGAUCAGUCGUCCUGGUCCCUUUGCAGAAAAACAGCCCCAAAGCAUGAUGUUUCCACCCCCAUGCUUCACAGUAGGUAUGGUGUUCUUUGGAUGCAACUCAGCAUUCUUUGUCCUCCAAACAUGACGAGUUGAGUUUUUAACAAAAAGUUAUAUUUUGGUUUCAUCUGACCAUAUGACAUUCUCCCAAUCCUCUUCUGGAUCAUCCAAAUGCACUCUAGCAAACUUCAGACGGGCCUGGACAUGUACUGGCUUAAGCAAGGGGACACGUCUGGCACUGCAGGAUUUGAGUCCCUGGCGGCGUAGUGUGUUACUGAUGGUAGGCUUUGUUACUUUGGUCCCAGCUCUCUGCAGGUCAUUCACUAGGUCCCCCCCCCCCCCCGUGUGGUUCUGGGAUUUUUGCUCACCGUUCUUGUGAUCAUUUUGACCCCACGGGGUGAGAUCUUGCGUGGAGCCCCAGAUCGAGGGAGAUUAUCAGUGGUCUUGUAUGUCUUCCAUUUCCUAAUAAUUGCUCCCACAGUUGAUUUCUUCAAACCAAGCUGCUUACCUAUUGCAGAUUCAGUCUUCCCAGCCUGGUGCAGGUCUACAAUUUUGUUUCUGGUGUCCUUUGACAGCUCUUUGGUCUUGGCCAUAGUGGAGUUUGGAGUGUGACUGUUUGAGGUUGUGGAUAGGUGUCUUUUAUACUGAUAACAAGUUCAAACAGGUGCCAUUAAUACAGGUAACGAGUGGAGGACAGAGGAGCCUCUUAAAGAAGAAGUUACAGGUCUGUGAGAGCCAGAAAUCUUGCUUGUUUGUAGGUGACCAAAUACUUAUUUACCACCAUAAUUUGCAAAUAAAUUAAUAAAAAAUCCUACAAUGUGAUUUUCUGGAUAUUUUUUUCUCAAUUUGUCUGUCAUAGUUGACGUGUACCUAUGAUGAAAAUUACAGGCCUCUCUCAUCUUUUUAAGUGGGAGAACUUGCACAAUUGGUGGCUGACUAAAUACUUUUUUUCCCCACUCUAUUUCUCUGUUUUCGCUGCAUAACAUUUAGAAGUUGUCCCUUUUCACGUUUAGAAGAAGUGAUUGCUAAAUGCUAACACCUGUUCGUUUAAGCUGGUAGCAUAGCUAGCAUACAGAAAUCGGUGGUGGUAGUCAGUCGUUUUGAACUGUAAUGCAGUUGAUUGGUGACGAUGACAUGAACAUGUAUUGGGGUUGACAUCCAUACAAGCAUUAUACUCCGAUUUUUACUUCAACGAAGUGUGAAAUGUACAUAUAAACAAUAGCCUAAAUGUGGGCUAAUUUUGCUGGGGGGCAAUGAGGAUAAAAAGGAUCUUUCCCCCACACGUUUACAUGGCAUUUCCAUUGUUUUGGUCGAGUUCCUUUGACCUCUUUACCGCAUCUAUUGAGAAAACAAUGAGGAUAGAUUUAAUGUGCUGUAGGCUAUGAGGUCACACCAGUGAUGGAUUUCAUAAGCUGGCAAAUGGUCCAGCAGGGAUUAAUGUUGUCAACUGAGGUCAUAGACAGCUUACAACAGUUAGACGGAAGGAUGGCAGGAACCAGGUCAUCUGAUAUAAAUAGAGGUAGCUAUUUUCAACCUGUGAAAGAAUGGAUACUUACUGUGAGAAUAAUGCAAAGAAUAAACAAAUGAAUUUAUACAGAAUAAACAAAUUAGCCUAAAUAUUUCUAUCCAUUUAAGUUUCAGUAAAAACUGAGCUAUACUGUUGUGUGUGUGUGUGCGCGCGCGCAUGUGUACUUGUGUGUGUGUGUUUUAGCCUCGAUUGUUUGUUUCAUCCUUUCCAACUGCUUUUGCAAUUUAAUAUGCACAGAUCGCUUACUUGUUUCUGAAGGAACCUUCAUGUCUCUUUGUUUGCAUGUGGCUUGUCUCUUUCUCUCUUUCCUGUCUGGCCUCAGUCCUUCAAACACUGGUGAAAAACAAGAGUAUAGUACCACAAGCAUCAGGGGCCAAAAGCUUACCCAGCACAUCAGAUGCAUCAGGGGCCAAAGGCUUACCCAGCACAUCAGAUGCAUCAGGGGCCAAAGGCUUACUCAGCACAUCAGAAUCAGCUGUAUGUAAAACAAACUCUUUAUUUUUGUAACAAACUCUUUAUUGCUUGAUUUCCUUUGCUCUUAGUUACUCCCUAACACUGCUCCAGCUAAGCUAAUAUAGUCCCACUAUUAGUUUGUUUGCAUGUUCGCUGUGAGUUGUUUCCCUAGAGUAUGUGUUGUCUAUACAGUGCCUUCAGAAAGUAUUCAUACACCUUGACUUAUUCCACAUUUUGUUGUGUAACAGCCUGAAUUCAAAAUGGAUUAAAUAGAUUUUCUUUCUCACCCAUCUACACACAAUACCCCAUAAUGACAAAGUGAACAUGUUUCUAGAAAUGUUUGCAAAUGUAUAGAAAAUGAAAUACAGAGAUAUCUCAUUUACAUAAGUAUUCGCACUCCUGAGUCAAUACAUUUUAGUCAUUUAGCAGAGCGACUUACAGGAGCAAUUAGGGUUACGUGCCUUGCUCAAGGGCACAUCGACAGAUUUUUCACCUAGUCGGCUCAGGAAUUCAAACCAGCGACCUUUAGUUUACUGGCCCAACUCUCUUAACCUCUAGGCUACCUGCCGCCCCAAUAUUUAUAGAAGCACCUUUGGCAGUGAUUACAGCUGUGAGUCUUUCUGGGUAUGUCUCCAUAGCAGCGGGAAUAUGUUUGGGGGUGGGGGUGCUAUGAAUUUUUUUGCCCGUGCUACAGACACCUAUAUAGGUCCGCUAAUAAUGGACUAGUAAAGGCCCAGAGCACUACUAAUAUAUUCUUUUUUUUCAGGGGGUGCUGCAGCACCCUCAGCACCCCUACUUCCUGUGGCUAUGUAUGUCUCUAAGAGCUUUCCAUACCUGGAUUUUGCAACAUUUGCCCAUUAUUCUUUAAAAGAAUCUUCAAGCUAUGUCAAAUUAGUUGUUGAUCAUUGCUAAACAACCAUUGCUAGACAACCAUUUUCAGGUCUUGCCGUAGAUUUUCAAGUAGAUUUAAGUCAAAACUGUAAUUUCAUUCAUUGAUUUGAUAUGAUUUGAUUCACUGACUUCUUGGUAAGAAACUAGAGUGUAGAUAUGGCCUUGUGUUUUAGGUUAUUGUCCUGCUGAAAGGUGAAUUCAUCUCCCAGUGUCUGUUGGAAAGCAGACUGAACCAGGUUUUCCUCUAGGAUUUUGCCUGUGCUUAGCUCUAUUCCAUUAAUUUUUUAUCCUGAAAAACUCCCCAGUCCUUAAUGAUUACAAGCAUACCCAUAACAUGAUGCAGCCACAACUAUGCUUGAAAAUAUGGAGAGUGGUACUCAGUAAUGUGUUGGAUUGAAUUUGCCCCAAACGUAACACUUUGUAUUCAGGACAAAAAGCGAAUUGCUUUGCCAAAUUUUUUGCAGUAUUACUUUAGUGCCUUGUUGCAAACAGGAUGCAUGUUUUGAAAUAUUUUUAUUCUGUACUGGCUUCCUUGUUUUCACUCUGUCAAUUAGGUUAGUAUUGUGGAAUAACUACAAUGUUGUCGAUCCAUCCUCAUGGUGAAAUCCCUGAGCGGUUUCCUUCCUCUCCGUCACCUGAGUUAGGAAGGACGCCUGUAUCUUUGUAGUGACUGGGUGAAUUGAUACACCAUCCAAAGUGUAAUUAAUAACUUCACCAUGCUCAAUUUUGAAAAACAUAAUUCCACUUUGACAUUAUGGGGUAUUGUGUGUAAGCCAGUGACAAAACAAAUCUAAAUUUAAAUCAUUUAAAAUUCAGGCUGUAACACAACAUAAUGUGGAAAGAGUCAAGAGGUGUGAAAACUUUCUAAAGGCACUGUAACCCCUGUUGUAGCCUCUAAGAAAACCACUCCUUCAUUCUAGUUGCUAGUAUCAACUCUUAGUUUUGAUAUCUCAUUUGAUUGCUAUUAUUUGUCAGAAAUAAUUCAAUGGUUUAAUUGAACAACAGAAGAUGACAACACAGUGUGAUUGAAAGUCUGAACACUAUUGAAAUGCAUGUCAUCAAAUUAGAAUGUCAUCAAAUUAGAAUACAGAUAUGUAUUCAAUGGAGCAUGUGUCAAGCCUCUCACUCACAUUGUGGACCACUUUUUUCUCCCCUCUGGCUGGUAAAUGUUGUUGGUGUGAUCGUUCCUAAACUGAUACUCUGUAGAGUCGUGUGGAAGUUAAUGGGUGCGAACUAACUAAUCCCACUCCACUGCAAUCUGUAGACAAUGGAUACUGAUAAUGUUGCCAUUAGUACCAACGUUAUUUUUCAUGUAGUCACUUUCUGCAAGCCUAGAAUGUGGGUCUAUUGUUUAAUUUUGUGAGUGUCUUGUUGGAGGAAAUGCAGUAGAAAGCACAGCCUCAACACAAAAUAAGCUAUCAAAAUGGUUUGUCAGAGCUUUUAGCACAGCAACAGAUGGCAAGGUCUGUAGUUGAGGGCUCUCCUCACCAACUGUUUUCUGAAGAAGGAAAACAAGGAUGUAAAUCAGCAAAUCCCACUUGUGAGAAGAACACAUGCCUGGAUUAAAGAUUAUGCUAGGCUUCCCUCCUCAGGGUCUUAUCUAGAACCACUACAGCAGGCAUUAGCUGAACUGUGAAAAGAGGUAGUCCACCAUCAGCCAAUUAGCUGAUAUUUAAAUUAUUCUAAAAGUAUGCUUCCCACUGCUUUGUGUUUCCCUUUCAUAAUGUGGUUGUGAAGCUCUUUUGAAAGUAAUUCUUCCUCACUGUCUUGUGUCUGUUCCUAUUCCAUGUCUACUCAUAAGAUGAUCAAUGAGUUGAUCUACACCGAACCCACUGUAGACUAAUGGUAAGUGACACACAGUCACACUGUGUGUGUAUACAAUAUCACUCACUGUAUUCACCUGGUCAACCACAAGGUUUUGUGGGCAGUGGCUGGAUCUGGUGGCAUAGAUUACUAAUUGCAUUAACCAAGUGCUCUAACCUCAUCAAGGAAUAGUUCAUUACCAAAGUUUGUCAGAUGUUUUUAGACUUCCAAAUUCGUCUCACGUCAUAUGCCAUCUGUUGUGUAGAUCCAGCUAUGCGGUGUUCCCAAAUGAAUGAGAAAAAUAUAGGCACCGUCUACUUUCUGCUAUGUAAACUCCCCUCCAUAUGUAUUUGGACAGUGAAGCUUAUGUUUUAAAUUUCUUCAUGUAUAAGUCCACAAAUUGAUGUAGCAACUGCAGAUUGCCUCUUUAUGUGAAUUUGUCCACAUACUUAUGACUUGCUCAACUGGGGGACUAGAUACAUGAAGUGCUUUAAUUUCUAAACGGUAAAACAGAUACAGUGCAUUUGGAAAGUUUUCAGACCCCUUGACUUUUUCCACAUUUUGUUACGUUACAGCCUUAUUCUAAAAUUGAUUAAAUUACAUGCUUUCCUCAUCAAUCUACACACAAUACCCCAUAAUGACAAAGCGAAAACAGGUUUUCUGAAAGUUUUGCAAAUUUAUAAAAAAUAAAAAACAGAAAUACCUAUUCAGACCCUUCACUAUGAGACUCGAAAUUGAGCUCAGGUACAUCUUGUUUCCAUUGAUCAUCCUUGAGAUGUUUCUACAACUUGUUUGGAGUCCACCUGUGGUAAAUUCAAUUGAUUGGACAUGAUUUGGAAAGGCACACACCUGUCUAUAUAAGGUCCCACAGUUGACAGUGCAUGUCAGAGCAAAAAUCAAGCCAUGAGGUCGAAGGAAUUGUCCAUAGAGCUCUGAGACAGGAUUGUGUCGAAGCACAGAUCUGGGGAAGGGUACCAAAACAUGUCUGCAGCAUUGAAGGUCCCCAAGAACACAGUGGCCUCCAUCAUUCUUAAAUGGAAGAAGUUUGGAACCACCAAGAUUCUUCCUAGAGCUGGUCGCCUGGCCAAACUGAGCAAUUGAGGGAGAAGGGCCUUGGUCCGGGAGGUGACCAAGAACCCGAUGGUCACUCUGACAGAGCUCCAGAGUUCCUCUGUGGAGAUGGGAGAACCUUACAGGAGGACAACUAUCUCUGCAGCCCUCCAUCAAUCAGGCCUUUAUGAUAGAGUGGGCACAUGGUAGCCCGUUUGGAGUUUGCCAAACGGCACCUAAAGGACUCAGACCAUGAGAAACAAAAUGAUCUGGUCUGAUCAAACCAAGAUUGAACUCUUUGGCCUGAAUGCCAAGCGUCACGUCUGGAGGAAACAUGACACUAUCUCUAUGGUGAAGCAUGGUGGUGGCAGCAUCAUGCUGUGGGGUUGUUUUUCAGCGGCAGGGACUGGGAGACUAGUCAGGAUCAAGGGAAAGAUGAACGGAGCGAAGUCCAGAGAGAUCCUUGAAGAAAACCUGCUCCAGAGUGCUCAGGAUCUCAGACUGGGGUGAAGGUUCACCUUCCAACAGGACAACGACCCUAAGCACACAGCCAAGACAACGCAGGAGUGGCUUCGGGACAAGUCUCUGAAUGUCCUUGAGUGGCCCAGCCAGAGCUCGGACUUGAACAUGAUCGAACGUCUCUGGAGAGACCUCAAAAUAGCUGUGAAGCGACGCUCCCCAUCCAACCUGACAGAGCUUGAGAGGAUCUGCAGAGAAGAAUGGGAGAAACUCCCCAAAUACAGAUGUGCCAAGCUUGUAGCAUCCUACCCAAGAAGACUCAAGGCUGUAAUUGCUACCAAAGGUUCUUCAACAUAGUACUGAGUAAAGGCCCUGGGUCUCAACCCCGCUCUGUGCAAUUGGGUCCUGGACUUCCUGACGGGCCGCCCCAAGGUGGUGAAGGUAGGAAACAACAUCUCCACUUCACUGAUCCUCAACACUGGGGCCCCCUCCUGAACUCCCUGUUCACCCAUGACUGCGUAGCAAUGCACGCCUCCAACUCAAUCAUCAAGUUUGCAGACGACACAUCAGUAGUAGGCUUUAUUACCAACAACGAUGAAACAGCCUACAGGGAGGAGGUGAGGGCUCUCGGAGUGUGGUGUCAGGAAAAUAACCUCUCACUCAAUGUCAGGAAACAGCAGAGGGAGUACCCCCUAUCCACAUUGACGGGACAGCAACAGAGAAUGUGGAAAGUCCCUCAGCGUACAUAUCACUGAUAAACUGAAAUGGUCCACCCACACAGACAGUGUGGUAAAGAAGGUGCAACAGCGUCUCUUCAACCUCAAGAGGCUGAAGAAAUUUGGCCUGUCACCUAAAACCCUCACAAACUUUUACAGAUGCAUAAUUGAGAGCCCACAACCGCAGGGCUCUCCAGAGGGUGGUGCGGUCUGCACAACACAUCACCGGGGGCAAACUACCUGCCCUCCAGGACACCUACAGCACCUGAUGUCACAGGAAGGCCAAAAAGAUAACCAAGGACAACUACCACCCGAGCCACUGCCUGUUCACCCCGCUAUCAUCCAGAAGGCGAGAUCAGUACAGGUGCAUCAAAGCUGGAACCGAGAGACUGAAAAACAGCUUCUAUCUCAAGGCCAUCAGACUGUUAAACAGCCAUCACUAGCACAGAGAGGCUGCUGCCUACAUACAGACUUGAAAAUCACUGGCCACUUUAAUAAAUGGACACUAGUCACUUUAAUAAUGCCACUUUAAUAAUGUUUACAUAUCUUGCAUUACCCAUCUCAUAUGUAUAUACUGUUUUCUAUACUAUCUUAAUAAUGUUUACAUAUCUUGCAUUACCCAUCUCAUAUGUAUAUACUGUAUUCUAUACUAACUAUUGCAUCUUAGCCUAUGCCGCUCUGACAAUGACAUUGCUCAUCUAUAUAUUUAUAUAUUCUUAAUCCAUUCCUUACUUAGAUUUGUGUGUAUUAGAUAUUUGUUGUGGAACUGUUAGAUAUUACUUGCUAGAUAUUGCUGCCAUGUCGGAACUAGAAGCACAAGCAUUUCGCUACACACGCAAUAACAUCUGCUAACCAUGUGUAUGUGACCAAUACAUUUGAUUUGAUUUGAAUACUUAUGUAAAUGUGAUAUUUCAGUUUUCUUUUUUUUAUACAUUAGCAAAAAAUUAUAAAAACCUAUUUUUGCCUUGUCAUUAUGAGGUAUUGUGUGUAGAUUGAUGUAAAAAAAAAAAUCUAUUUUAGAAUAAGGCUGUAACGUAACAAAAUGUGGAAAAAGUCAAGAGGUCUGAAUACCUUCAGAAUGCACUGUAUGUAUCCUCAAAUAAAAGGUGACAUUCUAUACUGCGGACUCGUGAAACAUUUGAUCUCAAAUCCAAAAUGGUGGAGUAUAGAACCCAAUUUAAAAUUGUAGCUUCACUGUCCAAAUAAAUAUGUUGGGGAGUGUAUACUGUGCCCAUAUUUCUCUUUCAUUUGCCGAUAUUUCUCAUGCCAUUUUGACAUAAAACUACUUUGAAAGUGUCUUACAAAAUUUGAUUUUGUGAACUAUGAGCAACUACGAGUGAAAUAUGAGCAACUAUGAGUGAACUAUGAGCAAGUGUAUUUCAUUAUAUUUACAGACCCACAGGGAGAGGCAUCCAACCAAGACAAGUCUCAGUAAUGGUACUGAAUACAGAAAACCAAACCAUGCCAGAUUCACAGGAAGGACUUUGGUUUCCAUGUUGACGUGCAAACUGCUGAACCACUAAUACUUGAUGUCUUAUGAUUGGAAAACAAUGACACAAGUCUGACAGAGAUUGGGAUACCAUUACACAGACAGAUAACGGGACAGGAAAAAACAUAACCAAGGUAAAAUGCUGCUUCAUAUCGACCAAAACCAUUGCAACUGAAAAACACUUCACAUCCGCGAUGUUGUGGGUAGUUAGUUGAAUGCUAUGCAAUGUCUGAUAUUUUGACCUUCUCAUCACCUGAUUAGAGUAACUGAAUUUAACUGGUCUUUGGUUUACAAUCAAUCCUUGUCCUUGUCCUCCAAUGCAGGAGUGUGAGGGCUCAAUGCUUCAACAAUAGCCCACAGUGUUCUGGUCUUAGACUUCAUUGCUUUAGUUUUCACUGUUGUCCUUUGUUUCUUUUUUAUUUGGACAUGUUUUUGUCUCUUUUUGUCUUGUAACAGUUUUGUAUAGUCAGAUCUAGGCCAUAUGAAAAUGAAAUUGACACAUAAUUCUACUGUAAGUUAGAAAUGCAUUGGGUCUUGGAAUCCGAGUGAUAUAAUUGUCCAAUGUUAAAUACUAGUACUGUGUAUUUAACCAAACAUUUAAGUUGAAGGAGAAAGGGUAAUAAGUGGUACUAGUAGUCAUGAGUUAUGCAAUUAAGUUAUUUCAGAAACAUUCCUUUAUUCCUUUAUUAUUAUACAUGUACCUAUGUUGUACUCUCAAAAGGACAUAAAGUAAGUUGUACCUUGUGUAUCAAUAAAAGUGUCCUUCUUAUUAA